Molecule: messenger RNA, 2436 nt
Organism: Protopterus annectens (West African lungfish)
Lineage: Eukaryota; Metazoa; Chordata; Ceratodontiformes; Protopteridae
Gene: SNX29
Product: sorting nexin 29
Exons: 20
Coding region: 25-2436 (803 amino acids)
Molecular function (GO): phosphatidylinositol binding
Source: RefSeq, a predicted model, not a curated record
CAACACUAAACCAGGAAGUGGGUCAUGGAGGCUCAGUUUUCUAACAAGAAAGCCCCUGGAUCACAUCAGAAUGACAGUAGAAGGCAAUUUCUACUAGAAAGGUUGUUGGAUGCUGUUAAACAGUGCCAGAUACGUUUUGGAGGAAGGAAAGAAAUUGCAUCAGAUUCUGACAGCAGGGUGAUUUGUCUGUGUGCUCAGUUUGAAGCGGUUCUACAGCAUGGCUUGAAGAGGAGUAGAGGAUUGGCACUAACAGCAGCUGCAAUCAAACAGGUUGCUGGUUUCUCCAGCAAAGCUGAGACAGAACCUGUAUACUGGUAUUAUGUUAAAGAACAUCUAAAUCGCCAUGAACUGAGCCGUUUCUACUCCCUGAAGACCAUCACCACAGAUGUUGGACGAGCACGGGCCUGGUUACGAUGUGCACUAAAUGAGCAUUCACUUGAAAGAUACAUGCAUAUGCUUCUUGCAGAUCGAAACCGAUUGAGUACCUUCUAUGAAGACUGGUCUUUUGUAAUGGAUGAAGAGAGGGCUAGCAUGCUUCCUACGAUGGCAGCAGGCUUGAACUCCAUUUUGUUUGCUAUCAAUAUUGACAACAAGGAUUUAAAUGGUCAGAACAAGCCAUCUACUACAGUUACUGAUCUUCUUAAAGAGUCCAAACAGAAUGUCACAUCACUUUUGAAGGAGUCAACACAUGGAGUGAGCAACCUCCUGAAGGAAAUCACGACAGUUUCAACCAUGUCUGUCCUCAUCAAGCCAGAUCAAGAGUGUGACCCAUUGCCAGUGGUUUCUACAAGUUCCUACUCUGAAGUAAAAAAUAAGAAAGAUCGAAAAAAGAAAAAGAAAGUGACAAAUAUAAUUUCUUUUGAUGAUGAAGAGGAUGAAGAGGAAGAGCAAAACGCUGUGGAGCAUGGGAAACCAAGUAUCUCAAGAGAGAGCUCGUCGGAGAACUCUGAUAGAGCUUUAGUGACAGUAGCCGCCUCCUCUUCACUGAUUUCUACUGUUCAUAGCAGCUGUGAGCCAGAUAGCAAGGAACUCACUAAUGAAGUGUGCAAGAAUGAGAGUAUUUGCUUUAAUGGACAUCCUGGUUAUAAAAUGUUGGAUAUGAAGAGUAUCGAUGAUGAAUAUGCAGAUGAUGAUAAUGAAGAUGAUGGCGUUUAUGGAAAAACAUCACAGUGUGAAGAAAUGAGAGAGGACAGAACAUCUUUGGAACAGAAUCCAGAAGAGAGGAUGCCUAGUUUACAAAUGUCCAGUUGGACCCCACUACAUGUACUACAUGACAAUGACAGUUCUUAUAUUUUAUUUCCUGUCAGUGGUGUGGGCUCUUAUUCCCAUUCUGAUACCACGUCUGACAACCUGGUGUACGGCGAUGAUCACGAAGGUGCAGCACUUGCUGUUGAUUUGGCUCAAAAGGGAUCGCAGCUUCAGUUCAAUGUGGAUGCCAGCCCUCCUGUUCAGGCCCAUUCUUUAAAUAAUCUAAUGCCUUCAGCUAAUGUGGCAGAAUCAAUGACAAUUAAUGACUUACGUCAAGCUAUCGUGGCUAUGAUGAACAGAAAAGAUGAACUAGAAGAACAAAACAGAUCAUUGCGGAACUUACUGGAUGGAGAGAUGGAACAUUCUGCUGCUCUCAGGCAAGAGAUUGACAGUCUGAAAAGGAAAGUGGCAGAACAAGACGAACAUCACACAGGGAAGGUCCAGGCACUGGCAAGGGAGAAUGAGGUACUGAAAGUACAGCUGAAGAAGUAUGUGGGAGCUGUUCAGAUGCUUAAAAGAGAAGGUGGACAAUCCAAUGACAUUCUUCCAGGCCAUUGGAACUCUGAUGGGGAGUUAACAUUUCCAGAGCCCAAACCUGUGGUAGAUACUGAAGAACUGGCAAGUUCAUAUGAACGGAAAUUGAUUGAGGUGGCAGAAAUGCAUGGAGAACUCAUUGAAUUCAACGAAAGGCUCCACCGUUCUCUGAUAGCGAAAGAAGCACUGAUAUCACAAAUGAGGCAGGAACUCAUUGACCUGAGGGGGCCAGUGCCUGGAGAUUUAAGUCAGACUUCUGAAGAGCAGAGUUUAUCAGAUUUUGAAAUAGUAAACCGUGCCUUGAUCAAUGUAUGGAUUCCAUCAGUGUUUCUUCGUGGAAAAGCUGCAAAUGCUUAUCACGUUUAUCAGGUUUAUAUCCGAAUCCGUGAUGAUGAAUGGAAUGUCUACCGUAGGUACACAGAAUUUCGGGGGCUGCACCAGAAGCUGCGUGCCAAGUAUCCACAAGUGGACACUUUUAACUUUCCACCAAAGAAAGCUAUUGGAAACAAGGAUGCCAAGUUUGUGGAGCAGAGACGGAAGGAGCUUCAGAGCUACUUAAGAAAUGUAAUGAACAAAAUUAUCCAAAGUUUGCCUGAGUUUACAUUAAACCCCUCAAAGGAAACCCUGACAGGAUUAGUACCGUUUUGUCUGUAA